Closterium sp. Naga37s-1 is the source of this 2580-nucleotide messenger RNA. Lineage: Eukaryota; Viridiplantae; Streptophyta; Zygnematophyceae; Desmidiales; Closteriaceae. The record is from the annotation of a GenBank genome assembly.
AUGAUCCUUCCUAGACCGCCAUCGCCCAUCGUCCAUCGUCGUGGCUGCUCAACUCAACUGCGGCGACCUGGUACGCCCCCCACCCUGCUCCCUCUCUGCUCCCUCUCUGCUCCCUCUCUGCUCCCUCUCUGCUCCCUCGCUGCUCCCUCUCUGCUCCCCGCCCCGCUGCUCCCCUCUUCUCCCCUCUUCCCCGUUUCCCACAUCGCCACCACUCCUCGCUUCCGUCUCGCGCACUGCCUCACUCUCAGCCUAUCAACCCCCACUCUUGUUUUCACAUCUGCACCUACUGUUCUCACAUCUUCCCUCGUGCAAUGUGCAGUGCGUGGGAACGGAUCACUGCGUGAAGCCCAGUCAGAUGUGCAGUGCGUGGGAACGGAGUACUGCGUGAAGCCCAGUCAGAUGUGCGACGGCAUCAUGCAGUGCCCGGGCGCGAUAGACGAGUCCCCCGGCUUCUGUCUCGACUACCGCAGCUCAAACUGCAACGAGGAUCAGGUCAAGUGCACCGCCACCACCGCGUGCAUCAAGGGGUACAUGUGCGACGGCGUGCCGAAUUGCCCCAAGGUGAAAAACGCCAGCGGAGUGCUGAUAGCUCCGGACGAGGACUCCAGGUAUUGCGUGGCAUACGAGUGCCUGGACGGGUUUCAGAAGUGCGGCGACGGAAUGCAGUGUGUGCGCCUCGAGGCUUUCUGCGACGGCAAGAAGGACUGCCUCGAUGGGGCCGAUGAGUCCCUCCCUUACCGCUCUAACAUUCCCCGCCCGACACGCGCGACUGCUCUGCCCACACUCGCUGCUCUGCCCACACUCGCUUCUCUGCCCACACUCGCUGCUCUGCCCACACUCGCUGCUCUGCCCACACUCGCCGCUCGUUCCGGCUUGCAAUUAGCAUGGUUUGUCUGGCCAUUGACUUGCCUCCGUAGGUGUGCAGCAAAGUCAUUCGCUCUCCUCAUCCUCCUCACCCUCCUCACCCUCCUCAUCCUUCUCACCCACAAGCUUUUGAGGCGCCUCAAGAGUCGUUCCCUCUCCUCGACUUCCUCACCCUCAAAGCUCCCCUUCCCUUCACCCGUCCCUUUCCCCGUCCCGUCCGCCAUCCCUUCCACCAUCCCGCCCGCUGUCCCCCUCUUUCCCACUCAGGUGGAGUGCGUGGGAACGGACUAUUGCGUGAAGCCGACUCAAGUGUGCGACGGCAUCAUGCAGUGCCCGGGCGCCAUCGACGAGUCCCCCGGCUUCUGUCUUGACUACCGCAGCUCCAACUGCCAGAUAGACCAACUCAAGUGCACAGCCACCUCUGCCUGCAUCAAGGGCUACAUGUGCGACAACGUGCCGAAUUGCCCGAAAGUCAGGAAUGCGAGUGGAGUGCUGGUGGUACCAGAUGAGGACCCCAAGUACUGCGCCGCGUACUCGUGUUUGGACGGGUUCCAGAAGUGCGGCGAUGGGAAGCAGUGCGUGCGCUACGAGGCUUUCUGCAACGGCAAAAAGGACUGCCUCGCCGGCAAUCAAACACGCCCGCUCGCUUCUGCCCUCUCUCUCUCUCCCCCUCUACCUCUACCUCUGUCGGUUUCUCCCUCCUUCCUCAUCCUUCCCCUCUCUUGCUCUCUCUUCGUCUCCCUCGCCCUUCACCUCUUGCCCUUCACCUCUUGCCCUUCACCUCUUGCCCUUCACCUCUUGCCCUUCACCUCUUGCCCUUCACCUCUUGCCCUUCACCUCUCUCGCCCUUCACCUCUUGCCCUUCACCUCUUGCCCUUCACCUCUUGCCCUUCACCUCUUGCCCUUCACCUCUUGCCCUUCACCUCUCUCGCCCUUCACCUCUUGCCCUUCACCUCUCUCGCCCUUCACCUCUUGCCCUUCACCUCUUGCCCUUCACCUCUUGCCCUUCACCUCUCUCGCCCUUCACCUCUUGCCCUUCACCUCUCGUCAUUUAUCUCUCGCCCUUCACCUCUUGCCCUUCACCUCUCGCCCUUCACCUCUCUUGCCCUUCACCUCUCGCCCUUUAUCUCUUGCCCAUCCACGUCCUCUCAUUCCCUUCGCGUCCCACCAGAUGGGACCGAUGAGGUCGACUGUGCUUACCCCAACACGGGCAGCUCGGGCAGCACCGGAACAACUGGCAGCAGCAGCAGCACUGGCACCACUGGCACCACGGGCAGCACGGGAAACUUUGGCAGCACAGGCCCUUCAGGAGGCAGCUCGAGCGUGCAGCAGCUGACUGCGCAGUACCAGGCAGCAAUCACUGCUCAGAGCAAGGCCAAAAAGGCCAGAGAUGCCACGAAUGCCAAGGCAGGGCGGCUGGAGAAGGAAGCGAACGCUGCUGGGCUCCAAGCAGACAAGUUGCAGCGGAAGGCAGACGCUGCCGUGGCUUUAGCUAAGAAGAGAACAGAGGCUGCUAGGCAGGCUGGUGAGGAUGCUGCGGCGAAACAGGCCGCUGCUGCUGCUGCUGAAAUGGACGCUGCCAGCAAGAAGCAGGCGUAUGAGAGCGCGAAAGGCACGGCGAGUAAGCUGCGAGCGCAGCUGAAGGAGAUGGGCAAGGCGCAGAAGAAGACCGGGGGCUCGAAGGCACCGGGCUCGAAGGCACCGGGCUCCGUUUGA